Messenger RNA from Siniperca chuatsi (mandarin fish), 4433 nucleotides. Its product is annotated as BTB/POZ domain-containing protein KCTD21-like. NCBI's taxonomy places the organism in Eukaryota, Metazoa, Chordata, Actinopteri, Centrarchiformes, Sinipercidae. Gene Ontology annotation, molecular function: protein binding. The record is from RefSeq and is a predicted model, not a curated record. The transcript is spliced from 2 exons. Gene Ontology annotation, biological process: protein homooligomerization. Bases 1847 to 2716 code for a protein of 289 amino acids.
UAAUAUUUAAAUUUGUUUGAUGAUCUGAAACAUUAAAGUGUGACAAACAUACAAAAAAAAUAAGAAAUCAGGAAGGGGGCAAACACUUUUUCACACCACUGUAUAUAUGUAAAAUUAUUUAGAAGAUCGUGUUUGUACUGGUAGUAUGAGGGUACUUUUGUGUCUUUAUCAUACAAUCAAACAGAAUAGGUUUGAGAGCAAAACUAUCCACACUGAAAUCAAAAAAUUGAUUUGAGAGCACAACUAUCGACACUACAAUCAAAAUGUUUUAUUGCAAGUAACAAAUUUGUGAUUAAAAUGUAUUAAUGCAAAUCCAAAAGUUUUGUUUUCAAAUCCAAAAGGUUUGUUUUUUUGCUUUCGAAACCAAAAGUUUUGCUUCCUGUUGAGCUGACUCUCGUGGGCGGGACUUUAUGGGAGUAUUUUCUUUAUUCAAGGGCGUCUUCUUUUAAUUUGAGAGCAUGACUAAUUGAUUUCAACAUCUGCUCUCUGAUUUUUUUGUGCAAUAAGCCUGUCAAAAUCCCCCAACCAAUAGAAUGUGUAGUGUUGACCAAUGAAAUGAUCCCUGCCUUGUUACGGGUGCGUUCGCUUUACUGGUAAAGACAACAAAUAAACCCAGUAAUCAGUAGUAAGUACUGUAGCCACUGCCCCCGUGUGUUAACCUGACUACACAUCAGAUUAAUAACACCAGUUACACCCUGAUGAGGCAGCAACCUGUCUACUAACAGCAGAUGUUGCCAAUCGAGGCUGGCCAAUAGAGAUGUAUCUUACAUCUUUCAACGUUGGUCCCGCCCAUGAGAGUCAGUUCAACAGCAAGCAAAACUUUUGGUUUCAAUAGUUUAAACUUUUGGAUUAGAAAACAUAACUUUUGGAUUUGCAUUAAUACAUUUUUAAUCACAAAUGUAUUUUACCUGCAAUAAAAAAAAUUUUGAUUGCAGUGUUGAUAGUUUUGAUCAAAUCUAUUUUUGACUGCAGUGUAGCAGUAGUAGUAGUAGUUUUGGACUUUUUAAAUAUUCAGCUUUAUUUUCCUCAUCCUGCAACAUCAUAUAGAAGUCAGUUGUGCUUUUGUUUAAUUAUUUUUUUCUGUUUUUCUGAUUCUGUUUUCUGCAUUCCAAAGGGUAUUUGAAAUGAAAAGUGUCUGAGGACAUUUUCCAUUUGUUCACAGGGGAUAAAAAGCACUUUUCAGUGUUCUGGCUGUCACUUUAAGGGGGGCAUUUUAGACAAAUUACCAAGUCUCCCCCGUGUCUUGCUCAGACAGCUCCUCUGUGUCUGUGUGUGUGUGUGUGUGUGUGUGUGAGAGUGAGAGAGAGAGAGCGAGUGUGUGUGUGUGAGUGAGAGAUCGGGGCUGUGAGCUAUAAAAGCGAGCUUCGUGGAGACGGAGCCAGAAGUGUCCAGUUAUUAGCAUGCCGGUCUGGUCACUGUGGCCCUGCUGCCUUCUGCUUUAACACAGUCAGACUGUAGGCCUGUUGUUGGCUGACACCAUUCAGAAUCCGAGAGGAGAAAUGUAACCACAGAAAAUCCCAGGAAACACCUGCAUUUAUAAGGAUGACACUUUUGUUUGAAGCAACAGUGACAAAGAAAAGAGCAGCAGUCUUUUAUAGAUUUAAAAAAAAAAAAAGUCUUGGCAGAUUUCCUUGCAUCUUUCCUAUCUCGGCCGUAUCCUGGCUACUACUGUGGAUUGCUAACUGUCAAAGGCACAAGUCUUUCUCGGAAACAAAAGAAACACUUGAAACUUCCACAUCCCUCAGUCCUCAGCAUUCCUGACCAGAGCAGAAGGAUCCUUGUCCUCCCAACAACAACAUCGGAGAAGGCUUCACAGGAUCAUAAAAAUCACUGCUUCGCCUCCAAGAUGCUGAACCUCAAUGACAACAGCAACAGGAACUCUCUCCAGGACCCGAUUACAUUGAACGUCGGUGGAGAAAUUUACACUACAACCCUGAACACUCUGACACGCUGCCGUGACUCGAUGCUAGGCGCCAUGUUCACUGGACAAAUCCCUGUGCUUAGAGAUAAUAGAGGAAAUGUUUUCAUAGACCGCGAUGGUAAAGUGUUCAGGUACAUUCUGAAUUACCUGCGCUCCAGCUCCCUUGACCUGCCGGAUGGCUUUUCAGAGCUGGCACUGCUGUGGAGAGAGGCUGAUUUCUUCCAGAUAUGCCCCCUGCUGGAGGAGAUUCGCCGCUAUGAGGCAUCAGUGCCUCUAAGCCUUAGAGGAGGGCCGCUAGGAGCCAUGAUUAUGAUUAAUGUUGAUUCCAAGGUCCGCGUUCUCCACUUUAACUUGCGCCAUGGGCCAGAAAACUAUGAGCUUCGCACAUGCUCUGUGCGAGCCCUCACAGUUGACCUCUUUUGUACCUGGAGAGCUUUCCUGGCUCUGCUUUGUGAACGCUUCUCCUACAGAACAUCCCAGGGUCUCACUAGCCCCAAUCCAUGCAACCCGAGGCAGAACAGGCUGAAACUGGAGUGGGUGCCGAGGCCUAAUGAACUCCCGCAGGACCAGUACGACAAGCAGCGCUACCGGGGGCUAACCGUCUCUAACCCUGAGGUCACGCAGUCCGAUGGCUUCAUGACAAUGCACUGGAGCCAAUGUGAAAUCACAGACAUGCAGGGGUUUGUGGAGGAGCUGCUGAAGGUGUCUCUGGCUGAAGGGUUCAAGGUUGAUCUGGUGACUCCUGACCCAGCGGAAAUUCUUAACUGCACCUCACUUCGGCUUGUCAAGUCCUGAGCUUUAGGCGAAGAACAGAAUCUAAAAGCACCAAAACAUGCCAAGUUGAUGAAAUGUGGAUUGUUCCUUGUAGUCACAACUGAAACAGUUAUCCAUUGUUUAAUCAAAUCCUUUAUGGAUUAGGGUUAAUAUUGUAAUAGGAACAUCAAAAGGAUACAGAUUAUGAAUAGGAGGUCAUUGGAAAAGUUUUUUGUCUGUGGCUUCUAUGUCUGUUCUCCUCAUAGUAUUUACCAAAAUAGUAAAUAAGCUGUGUUAAAUAACAUUUUUUACAAAUGUUGACAUGUCAUAUAAUGGACAUUUACAUGUAACAUUUAGAUGUAACUUAGCCCUUUUUAGACAUCUGUAAGUAUUGUAAUCUAAAACAUUGCAGACUUCAUCUAUCCGUUAAAGUGAGUCAAAGUAAGUGAGUCAAAGUAUGUAAAUAUAUGUUGGCAUUGCUCCAGGUGGAGCUCACUGGUGGUCAAAAAAUCCACAGGGUACCUUUUAACUAUGGAGCUAAAGCCGGGAGUCGAUUAGCUUACCUUAGCAUAAAGACUGGAAGCAGACGUGACGUCACAUGCUAGAACUAUUUCUCUCCGGACGCAAUGACUUCCUGGACGCUCGUCGUCAUCGUGAGGUUGCCAGGCAUCCAGCGGACUCUUCAGUUGCUGUGACUGGCCGAUUGCCAACAAAUAGUUUUGAAGUUUGUUGAGCCAGACUAGCUGUGUCACAGUUUCCAGUCUUUAUGCUAAGCUUAGCUAAUCAGCUCCCGGCUCUAGCUCCAGUGAAUGCGCAAACAUGAGUGUCCAUCUUCUCAUCUAACUCUCAGCAAGAAAGCAAAUGAGCGUAUUUCCUAAAAUUUUUAACUAUUCCAUUGAACUCGAUUUAUAGUUGCCUCAAGGCAACUGCCUUGUGUCAUUAUUGAGACAAAGAGGAAAGCCAAAGCUGACCAAUCACAGUUCUGGGAGUCCACACGUGCUAACUCGAAGCCGCCGUAGCCCCGACGUGUAGUUACAUGUUUGAGGAGGUGUAGUAGUAGGUGUAGUGGCCACAUGCAUAGGCUCAGUAGCUAAGCUGUAACCCCUUUCACACCUACACAUUGAGCCUUAGACCUAAAACAUAGAGACAAAAUGUUACUUUGACAUAUGGUCUUAUUUAGUUCCUAUUUUACUAACAGUUUUAAUUUUGUAAGUUUUUUUGCUGCGUUUUCUAUACUACAUAGUUUCCAUGAAUGGAAAGAUGAAAAGUUAGACUUGGCCAGUGAUUCGUGUGAUUUUUCAAGGGGUUUUUUCUUCUCCUUUACCACCCACUAAAAAAGGUUUGCACUUACAUAUUCUCAGUACUUCAUGAUUAAUUCAACUGACUGUAUUUCCUUGUGGGAGGGCUGUAUCCGUCUGCCCUUUGUUGUUUGAAAGACUGGGGGAGUCAGAUGAGUUAUGGUCUGAGUGUGUAAUUUUAGUUUGGAGGAAGCAGUAGUAAAGGAAGUUUGAGGAGGAAAAGAUGUGUCUCGGCUGAAGAGGAAAGGUGUCUAGUUGCAAAAACAAACCCAGCGGUUCUUUCUUCUUGCUCCCUCCCUGAACUUCCUUCCUAGGACUGUGAGAGAUGUGACAUCACUAUGCUCACAUGCAACUAUAAUGCUUAGCUCUCAGAUUUAGGGAUUUAUUUAAGAUUCAUUAUUGGUUGAAGGUUGCCAUGGUUUAAUGUACUCAUUGUGUGUGUUUGUAUGUAUGUUUAUUUU